GCAGCCACCAUGUCCAUGGUCUUCGACGAGUACGGCCGGCCCUUCAUCAUCCUGAAGGAGCAGCAGGCCAAGAGUCGCAUCAAGGGCCUGCAGGCCCAGAAACACAACAUCAUGGCCGCGCGCUCGGUCUCCGGCUUGCUGCGAACCUCAUUAGGCCCAAAAGGGAUGGACAAGAUGAUGGUCUCGCCCGACGGCGACGUGACGAUCACGAACGACGGCGCGACCAUCUUAGAUAAGAUGGCGGUCGAGCACCAGGUCGCGAGAUUACUUGUGGAGUUGUCGCAGUCCCAAGACGACGAGAUCGGCGACGGGACGACGGGCGUUGUCGUGUUAGCUGGUGCUUUGCUCGAACAGGCCGAGAAGUUGCUCGAUCGCGGAUUGCAUCCCGUGCGAGUGGCGGAAGGCUUCGAAGCGGCCUGCCAGGUCUCGCUAGAAACCCUCGAGAAGAUCGCGGACACGGUGCACUUCGAGAAGAAGGUGGAUGAUAAAGUACUGGUCGAGACGGCGUCGACCACGCUCUCGUCGAAGAUCAUCAACGUGCACAAGAGGAAGAUGGCGCAGAUCGCCGUACGCGUUUCCGUGUCUGACACUUCAACGUGGCGGCGACGGCGCGGCCGCGUCGCGUCGACGGCGUCGCGGGCCUCGCAGAGCGUGCUGUUCGAGUUUGGGUGGAAACGAGACGCGUCGCUUCCACAACGCAGGUCGACGCCGUGUUAAGUGUCGCGCAGACGGUGGGCGACCACACGGACGUGAAUUUCGACCUGAUCAAGAUGGAGGGCAAGCCCGGCGGGCGGCUGGAGGAGACGGAGCUGAUCAAGGGCAUCGUCAUCGACAAGGACAUGAGCCACCCCCAGAUGCCCAAGGAAAUCCGGGACGUGAAGAUGUGCAUCCUCACGUGUCCGUUUGAACCCCCAAAACCCAAGACGAAGCACAAGCUCGACAUCAGUUCGAAGGAGGACUACGACAAGCUUUUCAGCGGGAGCAGGCCUACUUCGGGGACAUGGUCGAGCAGUGCAAGGCCUGCGGGGCGAACCUCGUGAUCUGCCAGUGGGGCUUCGACGACGAGGCGAACCAUUUGCUGUUGCAGGCGGAGCUGCCCGCGGUGAGAUGGGUCGGCGGCGUCGAGCUCGAACUCAUUGCGAUCGCGACCGGUGGCCGCAUCGUCCCUAGAUUCUCGGAGCUCGAUGCGUCCAAACUAGGCCGGGCCGGAGUCGUGAGGGAGGUGUCCUUCGGCACGACCAAAGAAAGG
Molecule: messenger RNA, 1249 nt
Organism: Pelagomonas calceolata
Lineage: Eukaryota; Pelagophyceae; Pelagomonadales; Pelagomonadaceae
Source: the annotation of a GenBank genome assembly